CCGCAAUCAGCAUAGUCAUUGUGAUAAUCACAAUCUGCAUUUCUCAUAUUGUGCACUUUCAUUGUUUGUGUGAUUGUUGUUCAUAGUUCUAGUACUAAUGCCUGCAUUACAAGUUGAGCAACUCAACCAGCUAAGGGCCAUCUUUGCGAGAUUCGACAUGGACUCAGAUGGCAGCCUCACCAUUCUAGAGCUCGGCGCUCUCCUCCGGUCCCUAGGACUCAGGCCCUCAGGUGACCAAAUGCAUGUUCUGCUAUCCAACAUUGACGCUAACGGCAAUGGCUCUGUUGAAUUUGAUGAGUUGGUCAAGGCCAUUUUGCCUGACAUGAAUGAGGAAAUCUUUAUAAACCAACAGCAACUCAUGGAGGUUUUUCAGUCCUUUGAUCGCGACGGCAACGGGUACAUUACUGCAGCAGAGCUGGCAAAAUCCAUGGCCAAAAUGGGCCAGCCCUUGACAUAUAAGGAACUCACAGAGAUGAUGAAAGAGGCCGAUUCAGAUGGAGAUGGUGUGAUCAGCUUUAAUGAAUUUGCUACCAUAAUGGCAAAGUCUGCCUCGGGUUAUCUAGGUCUUGGUCUCUCAUGA
Molecule: messenger RNA, 580 nt
Organism: Argentina anserina (silverweed cinquefoil)
Lineage: Eukaryota; Viridiplantae; Streptophyta; Magnoliopsida; Rosales; Rosaceae
Product: probable calcium-binding protein CML15
Exons: 1
Coding region: 98-580 (160 amino acids)
Molecular function (GO): calcium ion binding
Source: RefSeq, a predicted model, not a curated record